Messenger RNA from Anopheles cruzii, 764 nucleotides. RefSeq lists its product as uncharacterized. NCBI's taxonomy places the organism in Eukaryota, Metazoa, Arthropoda, Insecta, Diptera, Culicidae. The record is from RefSeq and is a predicted model, not a curated record. The transcript is spliced from 3 exons. Bases 102 to 764 code for a protein of 220 amino acids.
UAAGAGCUGAAAAGCUCUAUGAUACGGACGAAGAGCUUAACAACGACGAGCACCAGAUCCCGGCCCCAGCAUCUCCGGAACCAUAUGUAAAUUUAGAUGAUAUGCCAAUGGAGGUUGGUGGCCAACUGUGGUACCCCCGAACUCACACUCACGAUGGUGGCCAAGUCCAAGUUUGGUACCCGUACCCCCGAACGGCGGUGACCGCCCAACUCAACAACAGCUUGUCGGGCAGCGAGGUGGAAAAGAAUGGAACGGCCAGCAAUAGUUCGAUCGGUAGUGGGGUCAGCUCAUCGACUGGUGGCAUGAUCGCCUCGAUGGUUGCUUCUGGCGGAUACUCGACACUUCCGGGAGCGGGCAGCGCCACAGCAGGGGGAACAGCAGGAGGGAGCGUAGAAGCUGUUCAGCUGUUGAAGGAAGUGUUGGCACACAAAAGCCACGAUCAGGACUCCGCUAUCUCCGCUCAUCCGCGUCCGGUCAUCGAUGAGCGCGAGCAUUCGGAGGAGGAGCAUAUGGAGGAGAAAUUGAAAAACUUGGAGGCCAGAUUGCUAAUCCUGGAGCAGCAGCAGCGAUUACAAUCAUCUCCGGCCAUCUCGCUGCAUUCGCCAUCUUCUCCGGCCAUCCCGUCUCCCGCUCCUGCAAAUUUGCAGCUGCAGCUUCCAGCAAAUACUCCUGAAUUGAUUGAUUUGCUGGAAGCUGCAGCUGCAGAUCCAGGCAUAGGGCCAAUACACCGGGUGCACCGGGGGAUCGGGCCACAUCGGGUGUAG